Torulaspora delbrueckii is the source of this 1170-nucleotide messenger RNA. RefSeq names its product peptidylprolyl isomerase RRD1 (gene RRD1). The transcript has a single exon. Gene Ontology annotation, biological process: mitotic spindle organization. Gene Ontology annotation, cellular component: cytoplasm; protein phosphatase type 2A complex; nucleus. The record is from RefSeq and is a predicted model, not a curated record. The coding region runs from base 1 to 1170 and encodes 389 amino acids. NCBI's taxonomy places the organism in Eukaryota, Fungi, Ascomycota, Saccharomycetes, Saccharomycetales, Saccharomycetaceae. Gene Ontology annotation, molecular function: protein tyrosine phosphatase activator activity; peptidyl-prolyl cis-trans isomerase activity.
AUGAUAAGCGAACCACGCAUCGAUAUCAGCCAAACAAAGUUCGAGUCACCGGUGAAAUGUAUCUUUGAUAGUCAAGGUGCAUCAGAUUUCCAACAAUCGGUAGCUAUCGAUAGGUUAAAGUAUCAUUUGGAGAAAUAUGCUCGGAUGAUUCAUGGACAACCCAUAGUGCACGAACCUUCCGGGAUAGAGGUGGUAAACCGUGUAGUGUCAUUACUUUCGAGGCUUUCUGAGCUAGUGGAUGAGACUCCCCCUUUUUCCGGACCUCGAAGGUAUGGGAACUUGGCCUGUAGGGAUUGGCAUGAUAAACUGGAUGCUAAUCUGACAGAGUUGUUGCAGCAAGUGCUACCACAAGAUUACCACAAAUGCAUUCCUGAGCUGAGCUACUACCUGGGGAACAGUUUUGGGUCUUCAACGAGGCUCGAUUACGGGACUGGUCAUGAACUCUCUUUUUUGGCAGUAUUGGGGGCCCUAGACAUGUUGGGACUAUGGACAAGCGAGUUUAGUGGGAAGGAUGUUCUAUUGCUAUUUGACACAUACUACAAGCUCGUAAGAAAAUUGAUUCUCACCUAUACUUUAGAGCCAGCAGGGUCCCAUGGCGUAUGGGGGCUCGAUGAUCACUUCCACAUCAUUUACAUCUUGGGAAGCUCUCAAUGGAGUAGCGAUCCAGCGGUUCCAAUGACCCCACGAGACGUCAAGAAUAAGGUACUGGUUCAAGACUACGCGGAUACAAACUUAUACUGUCAGGCUAUCGAUUUCAUAUUUCAUGUCAAGUCAGGACCCUUCUCCGAGCACUCUUCGAUGCUCUACGAUAUCGCAUCGACUGUACAGACAUGGUCCAAAGUGCAAUCUGGGCUGUUGAAAAUGUAUUACGUUGAAGUACUGAAAAAAUUCCCAGUAGUGCAACAUUUCUGGUUUGGUCCAGGGUUUUAUCCAUGGAUCAGCGAUAGAAAUGGUCAAAAAUUACCAAUUUAUGAGAAUGCAGAAAGUGAGAAGAAACAGCCACCAUCUAUGACAACAAUGGCCCCAUCAAACACGACAAUGUACCAUUUAACCACGCGACCAAUUCCUCAUGGUAAAUUGUCACAAGUUCACAAGCUUCCAACUCGUGGUACUAUGCAACCGCCAACCUCUUUACCACGAACUUUCAAUAGGAGCGCGAAGAAAGAAUAA